Saccostrea cuccullata (small rock oyster) is the source of this 546-nucleotide messenger RNA. Its product is annotated as ryncolin-1-like. The record is from RefSeq and is a predicted model, not a curated record. The transcript has 5 exons. Bases 1 to 546 code for a protein of 181 amino acids. Lineage: Eukaryota; Metazoa; Mollusca; Bivalvia; Ostreida; Ostreidae.
AUGCCCAAAGAUUGCAAAGAUCUUCGAGAAAAUGGACAAACCAUCACAGGGGUGUAUGAUAUAUACCCCUACAGAACAUUAACCAUUCCAAUAAGUGUCUACUGCGACGGUGGAUGGACGGCAAUUCAGAAACGCGUAGACGGAUCCGUGAGUUUCAACAGGAACUGGACGGAAUAUAAAAAUGGUUUUGGUACCCCAGAACAGGAUUACUGGAUAGGAAAUGACGUUAUCCAUCUAUUAACAAAGGGAAAGAACUCAUCCCUGUAUGUGUCCAUCACCGUCCAGAAUGGUACAACGCUGUAUGAAAUGUACGGCGGAUUCUCUGUCUCAGACGAAGCAGGAAAAUAUCAGCUCUUUCUUGCAGGCCCUGCCACGGGGACUUUAGAUGCCAGUAUGAUAGACACCAGGGAUUCUACGGCUGAACUAAAUAAAUAUUAUCGCUCUACCCAGCACCUAAAGCCGUCUAUCUUAGAAGUACCUCAGAGACAGUAUGUUUUAUUUUACCACGAUCUGUCUGGGAUUCCUUCUCCACCCAGACAGAGGUAA